AUGGUUGAUGGUUUGAUUGAGCAAGUGCGCGCAGGAGUGCCUAAAAACGUCGUAGUUCACCCAACAGUGCUGUUGUCUGUAGUAGAUCAUUACAAUAGAAGUGCUAAGGACACAAAGAAGAGAGUGGUGGGAGUGUUGCUUGGAGAGUACGGAGAUAAGGGAGUUUUAGAUGUGACUAAUUGCUAUGCAGUUCCCUUCGAUGAGGAAUUGCAGGAGCCUAAUGUCUGGUUCUUUGAUCACAUCUAUCACGAGACCAUGUACAACAUGAUGAGAAAGAUCAACUCAAAGGAGAGGAUCAUCGGGUGGUACUCCACUGGCCCCUCCAUCAAGAAAGCAGAUAUUGAAAUAAAUGAAAUCAUCAGAAAGUAUAAUACCACUCCCAUAUUCGUGGUUGUCAAGCUUCAUGAGGCUGCUUCACUCGGUAUUCCCACUGAAGCUUACUUCACUCAGGAAGAGGUUGAUGAUAACGGCAAUUUAAUGAGGCAGUUCGUGCAUAUUCAAAGCGCUAUUGGCGCUUCUGAGGCUGAAGAAGUCGGAGUCGAGCACUUACUCAGAGAUAUCAAGGAUGCAAGUCAAGGCUAAUUAAGCAAACAAGUUGGAGAUAAGAUUCUUGCACUGAAAGCACUGACUCAAAAGCUGAAAGAAAUGAGAGAGUAUUUGCAGAAUGUGUUGAGUGGUAAAUUCAGAUACAAUCAUUCAAUCAUCCACAACUUCCAGGACAUUUUCAAUCUGUUGCCCAACUUAAAAGUAGAUGAAACAGUUCGCAGUUUUUCAGUUAAAACAAAUGACUACAUGAAUGUAAUCUAUGUCAGUUCACUUAUAAGAAGUGUUAUCUCUUUGCACAAUCUCAUCAAUAAUAAAAUCCAAUCCAAGGAAAUUGAAGUACAGAACCUCAAGAUCGAGAAAGAUAGGGAAGAUGAGCUCAGAAAAAAGAAGGAAGAGGAAUCUAGGAAAAAGGUUGAAGAAGCAUUAAAAAGAGGAGAUAUUGGAAAUGGCGAUGCUGCUACCUCUGAUGGAAAUUAAAAUAACGAUGAUUCCAAAAAAGGAGACUCAAAAUGA
Stylonychia lemnae is the source of this 1059-nucleotide messenger RNA. Lineage: Eukaryota; Ciliophora; Spirotrichea; Sporadotrichida; Oxytrichidae. The record is from the annotation of a GenBank genome assembly.